Micropterus dolomieu (smallmouth bass) is the source of this 2362-nucleotide messenger RNA. Its product is annotated as fizzy-related protein homolog. Gene Ontology annotation, molecular function: protein binding; ubiquitin ligase activator activity; anaphase-promoting complex binding. NCBI's taxonomy places the organism in Eukaryota, Metazoa, Chordata, Actinopteri, Centrarchiformes, Centrarchidae. The record is from RefSeq and is a predicted model, not a curated record. Gene Ontology annotation, cellular component: anaphase-promoting complex. Bases 207 to 1697 code for a protein of 496 amino acids. The transcript has 14 exons. Gene Ontology annotation, biological process: positive regulation of anaphase-promoting complex-dependent catabolic process; positive regulation of ubiquitin protein ligase activity; anaphase-promoting complex-dependent catabolic process.
CAAUGCAAUGUAAUUUUCACCUCAGCCAAACAUUAACCUACGUUACAGCUGAGAGUGAAUAACUUUAAACAUAUCGCUUAUUUUCAUGUGAUAUCUCCGUGAAUUGUUGUUCUUGUUUGGCCUUUGUGCGGUGGUGUUCAGGAACUGGCUCGCUGUUGUCUCCAACCUCCCAGCCUGUGGCUUUGAGAUCAGGAUUUCGGUUUAGGAUGGAUCCAGAAUAUGAACAUCGCCUCCUCCGACAAAUCAACAUUCAGAAUGACAAUUUAAGCCCUGUUAAACUACCACAGAGUCUGCACAGUCGGACACCCACCGGCUCCCCGUUAUCCUCACCCAGUAAACUUGGAGACAGAUUCAUUCCAACCAGAGCAGGGGCAAACUGGAAUAUCAACUUCCACAGGAUCAAUGAAAAUGAGAAGUCACCAAGUCAGAACAGAAAAACAAAAGACGCCUCUUCUGAUAAUAUCAAAGCAGAUGGGCUGGCCUACUCUGCUUUGCUGAAGAAUGAGCUGCUGGGAGCAGGAAUAGAAAAGAUCCUGGACCCCCAGACAGAGGACAGGCGUCUACAGCCAUCAACCCCAGAGAAGAGAAGUCUCUUCACUUACUCACUCAAUACCGAGAGGUCUUCACCCGAAGAUGGCACCAACAUCUCCCCCUACUCUCUAUCACCUGUCAGCAACAAAAGCCAGAAAUUGCUGCGUUCACCAAGAAAGCCAACUCGUAAGAUCUCAAAGAUCCCUUUUAAAGUCCUGGAUGCUCCGGAGCUGCAGGAUGACUUUUACCUCAACUUGGUGGACUGGUCGUCCCUCAACGUGCUCAGUGUCGGGCUGGGUACAUGCGUUUACCUGUGGAGUGCCUGUACCAGCCAGGUGGUAACAAGGUUGUGUGAUUUAUCAGUGGAGGGAGACUCUGUCACGUCAGUUGGGUGGUCCGAAAGGGGUAACCUGGUGGCAGUGGGGACUCACAAAGGUUAUGUACAGAUCUGGGAUGCUGGUGCUGGGAAGAAACUGUUUGCUCUGGAAGGACACACAGCUAGAGUUGGAGCGUUAGCAUGGAACGCAGACCAGUUGUCUUCAGGAAGCCGCGAUCGUAUGAUUCUUCAAAGAGAUGUGCGGACCCCUCCACUCCAGUCAGAGCGACGGCUGCAGGGACACAGACAGGAAGUGUGUGGCUUAAAGUGGAGCACUGACCAUCAGCUGCUUGCUUCUGGUGGCAAUGACAACAAGCUGCUGGUUUGGAACCACUCCUCGCUGAGUCCAGUGCAAACAUACAUGGAUCACCUGGCUGCAGUGAAAGCCAUUGCCUGGUCACCCCACCAGCACGGCCUACUGGCCUCUGGGGGCGGCACUGCUGACCGCUGUAUCCGAUUUUGGAACACCCUGACCUCACAGCCGCUGCAAUGUAUGGACACCGGCUCUCAGGUCUGCAACCUGGCCUGGUCCAAACAUGCUAACGAGCUGGUGAGCACUCAUGGCUACUCUCAGAACCAGAUCUUGGUGUGGAAAUAUCCAGCUCUCACUCAGGUUGCCAAACUCACAGGACACUCAUACAGAGUGCUCUACCUGGCCAUGUCCCCUGAUGGUGAGGCAAUAGUGACAGGAGCUGGAGAUGAGACACUACGCUUCUGGAAUGUAUUCAGUAAAACAAGGUCAACAAAGGAAUCUGUAUCAGUUUUAAAUCUAUUCACCAGGAUACGGUAACUUUAAGCAAAUAUUAAAACUUUAAAACUCUAAUUUGAGUGGAUUCUGGCGUCAACACUGGACAGCUCAUCAACAUGAUGCUAAGGACAUACAGUACAAUUAAGGCAUCUUGUGACAUUUUUUACAGAGGAAAUGGCAGCGAGAAAACUGAAGUUUUUUUGAUUCAGACAAUUGUUUGGGAAAUUCUUCAUGACUUUUGUGGUCUCAUUAUGAAUGUACCUUUUUUUUACUAAAUAAGUGUUUAAGUAGAUUGAAGAAAUCAUCAAUCAAGGCCUUACUUAAAAAUAUUGUGAUACCAUUUUUGUUGUUGUGGAAUCUGAAAUGUGGAGAGAGCAUUUUUAGUUUUUGUUUAACUCAGGUCGUAUUUAUUUAACGCCGCAGUGAAAGCCGUUGCAACUUUCAUUACAAUGGCUUCUAUGGAGAGAAAUGCCAUUACAUAUCAUGGCUAAAACAACUAAACAUAAUCACCUACUAAGGCCUUUACAGUAUGUGCACCUUAUUUACUGUGAUCCUUAGAGUACUAAGGUUGUAAGUGUUUGGCUGAAAUAAUGCAGUUUUGCUCCUGUGGACAGAAAGUCUAAUGCUGUGCAUCUAGACUAUGAUCUAGACAUAUACUACAUGGUUGAUUCUUUGUAGUAAAGGAAGAAAUAAAAGAUGGAACUGAA